Molecule: messenger RNA, 2497 nt
Organism: Mercenaria mercenaria
Lineage: Eukaryota; Metazoa; Mollusca; Bivalvia; Venerida; Veneridae
Product: baculoviral IAP repeat-containing protein 7-B-like
Exons: 9
Coding region: 559-1359 (266 amino acids)
Cellular component (GO): cytoplasm; nucleus
Source: RefSeq, a predicted model, not a curated record
CAACAAUGCAUUUUUUUAAACAUAGAGACCUAGUUAUCAGACCUCUCAUGAAGAUAUUUAAGAAAAUAAGCUUUGAAUAACACAUAAUAGGUAAAUAUUCACGUAUAUUAUGUCAUCGGUUAAAGACGGAAAUAUCAUGUAUAAAAUAUGUAAGUCAAUAGAAUGGUAGCAAUACGGAAAAAAGACUGGAAGUAUAUCGCUAAGUCAGACUUGAUAGCAUUUUAUAAAAGAAAAUACCUAUUCAAAAAACGUAUCUAUGAUUCGAGAGGCUUGUGUCGUGCAGAGUGGGGAGUGGUCAAGAAAGCUCAACAUAUGAUUGCUCGUGACAUAUGUGAAGCAUAUUACAGUCAUUUGUAUACUAGUUGCAGUGAUAGUUCACAUCCUAUGCUAAAUAAGCGAACCCUAGACCGAGGGGGAUGACUUAAUUUGAUUAUAUACUUGAUUUUAAUGUGCUAACAUAUCAUUGAUCUUGUAGUAUCAAAAAGCUGGUCAGGGGCUAACACAAAUAGUGCAAUAAAACACGAAUUGUACGAUAAAUCGUUAUUCAUAGUACUUCGCAUGCAUGUUUUCAAGUGUCACGGUAUGGCUAACAAUUUUGUAAGAAACGAAUACCCACAACAGGUUUCAACUGGUCAAGCCAGCCAAGACCGAAUUGAAAUUGCAUUUUCUAAUGGAGCAUCGUUCUCUUCAUUUUCCGCAGUGGAUGGUUAUCUUUUAAAUUCUGAACAAAAUUUUGUCAGAAAUGGUAUUUUAGAUGUAACUGGACAACGGCAAUUAACAUGUGAAAAUUCCACGGAACCAGCUACAGCUAUGCGAAUACCAACGCGACCAGCAAGACAUCCAGACUAUAUAGAUUACAGUAAAAGACUUAGAUCCUACGCCAGAUGGACGCGUUCAACUCCAGGUCCAAUCUGCCUUUGUGAUGCCGGUUUUUUCUUUACCGAUCAAGGUGAUUUGGUACGUUGUUUCCAGUGUGGUAUUGGUCUUAAAGAUUUCUCCGAAGGAGAUGAUCCUCUACUAGAACAUGUACGAUAUUCAGGAGAUUGCCUGUACCUCCUCGAACAUCUGGGAACUGUAAGAUUGUCUGCAAUAAAGGUCAAGUGUCAGUCAGAGCAGGCAGAAGUUACUGAACAGCAACGUUCAAAUGAGCAGUGUCGACAUCCUCAGUAUCAGACCUAUGCAGCCCGCCUUUCAUCCUUUAGCGGAUGGCCGAAUUAUCUGCAUCAAACUCCUGAAGAGUUAGCUGAGGCUGGGCUGUAUUAUACGGGAUUUGAAGAUCAUGUGCGCUGUUUCAUGUGUGAUGGUGGAUUACGGGGCUGGGACACAGACGAUGACCCGUGGACAGAACAUUGUCGAUGAUUUCCAGCUUGUCAGUUUGCCAGGGAGAAGAAAGGCAGUGACUUUAUAGCGCUUGUUCAGGCUUCGGCAGAAUAUGGCGCAGAGGAAACAGAAAACACAACAAACGCGGAAGGUACUGAAAGUCAAAGGCUAUCAGGCGCAAUGGACCAGAUGACGCUGCGGGAUCAAGAGUUACAGGCUGCUCUGGGUGAACAUAAGAGUGCAUGUCUAGAGAUGGGAUAUGAACUGACAGACUUGAACGAGGCAGUGGAGGAUUUAAGAAAUAUGGGUACUAAAAAACCUAAUAUAGAAGAGAUACUUGACAUGAUGGGGGUAGUAAAAGAGAGAAAACAAUGUCAACAGAGAGUUAUAGAUCUUGAACAGCGUGUCCGUGAAACUCAUAUCGAAGAAAAUCUGCUUCUGAAAAGUUUAAUUACUUGUAUUGCGUGUGGUAAAAACAACGUUAAUGCAUUGUUCCUUCCGUGUACUCAUCACCGCAUGUGUAUGGAGUGUGCAGAACAACAUUCACAGUGUCCCAUGCGCGAUAGGUAUAUUAGACAAAGGAUCAGGACCUACUUGGCAUAAUGAUGACCAGAAUUGUGCAUGCAAAACGGGUUAUUUUGGUACAGGAUAUAUCUGCAUAAAAAUGCGUGUACCGACAUGAUAUGUGACAGAAAUAACAAAACAAUGACUUUUCCAUUUUGUGUAGACAACAUCAGUUGCGAAUUUAUUGUGUAUAACUACUAACAUAAUGAAUAAUCUUCAGUGGAAAUAUCCACAGAAAAUUAGACGAUAUGUUUUCAGAGUGAUUAAAAUGGGAUGUUCUCAGUCAUAGUUUGAUUUGGAACAAAUUAGCAUAUACUGCGUUCAAUUUAUAAUUUGAAGCAUUAUACAAAAUUUGCAUAGAUUGUUUUAUGCAUCCUUUUUCUGGAGCAUAAAUAACACUGACAUAUAAUACAAUAUGUUGUUCUCUACUUCAGAGUAUUGUUGAUUGGGACAGCAUUACUUAUACAAACAGUGUAUGAUUAGACAAGUUAGAUUAAAUGUUAGUCAGGUACUUUGAACAUUCUAUUUCCUCUCUACGUGUCUCUGUAUUUUAUGAUUUUUAUUUCAGUACAUACAUGUAACUUGAUUUGAUGCUUCAAAUGAGUUUACGCAU